Molecule: messenger RNA, 1591 nt
Organism: Paecilomyces variotii
Lineage: Eukaryota; Fungi; Ascomycota; Eurotiomycetes; Eurotiales; Thermoascaceae
Product: WD40-repeat-containing domain protein
Exons: 4
Coding region: 132-1388 (418 amino acids)
Molecular function (GO): protein binding
Source: RefSeq, a predicted model, not a curated record
AAGCCAGGAUACCCGAUAAUAUUCUUUAAACACAUGUAUGCGCAAAGCUUGUCUGCUACUACAUACAAAGAAGCUUUGUUGAACUCAGGGUGGUGGAAUAGCGUGCUGCAUUGCGAACUGGGCCAGCCACUAUGAGUGACGAUGGUGGCUUUUCGUGGAAGCCAACCUGUAUAGCUUCUACAUCACAGUCUUCCGAGACGCUACAGAAUGCCUCUGGUCUAAGCACAGAGACGGUCACAGGAUCUGAAAAGAUACCUGGUGGUUAUCGACAAUCUGCGAACUACUUCAAAAGCGCAGACUGGUCCCCUGAUGGCACGACGAUUAUAACGAACUCUGCAGAUAACCAUGCCCGGACUUACAUCCUACCCCCUGAUCUCCUAGAGGAAAGAGAGACACCACAUGAAUUGUCAGCAUAUUCCACAUUGCCAUCAGCUGAACCGAUAUACGCGACAGCGAUCUAUCCCUAUUACUCCCUACAAGAUCCGUCGACGACUCUCUUCCUUUCAUCAGUCCGUGACCAUCCGAUCCGAUUAACAUCGGCCCUGGCACCCACUACAGUGGCAACGUAUUCCUUGAUCAACCCUACAACAGAAGCCUUCAUCACUCCGCAUUCGAUUCUCUAUCCACCUACUCUUGGUGGAACCCACUUCCUUACAGGCUCCGAUAGUCUGAUAUGUCUCUUCGAUGUUUCUCGUCCUGGUACUGAUGGUCCGGUCUCCAUGAUGCCAACGAUUCCAAGUAAGAGAAAGCAGAUUGUUGGGGGCGGUAUUGGUAUGAAAGGAAUUGUCUCUGCAUUAGCCAUCAAUCCUAGUGGUGAUGGCAUCCUGGCUGCGGGGACUUUCACGAGACAGCUUGCACUCUACAGCUCGAAUGGGAGUGGUGAGCUAAUCGGUACUUUCAGUGUCGCGAGAACCGAAGCAGACCGCCACAUAAAGGGGAAGGGGAUCACGCAGCUUCUGUGGAGUCCAUGUGGUAGGUAUCUUUACGUUGUUGAGCGGAAAAGCCACGGUAUUCUCAUGUACGACAUACGGGUUACGGGCCAACUUCUUGGAUGGCUGCAGGGACGCAAAGCGUUCACUAAUCAGCGCUUAAAGGUGGAUGUUGUGGCUGCCGGUCCCGAGGGUUCUCACGAGAUAUGGGCAGGAGGCACCGAUGGCUUCAUGAGGACAUGGCGAAAUCCAUCUGAUACUAUCGGAGCUAAGGAUCCUGAUUGGGAAUGGAAGGUCCACGAAGAUUCGGUCAGCACUACUAUCCUACACCCUUCCGGAAGUAUCGUGGCAACCUGCUCUGGGCAAAAGCCUGAUGCAGACUAUCGCUCAGUUGAUAGGGAAAGCGACGGCUCUUCCCUCACGGUUGGGGAUAACAGUUUGAGGAUAUGGGCCUUAUGAGAACCAUAGACAUUAUACUUGUUUGAAGAGGGUAUAGAAGUGUCAUUGUUCCUUAUCGCCGGCAUGGCUGGAGAGACAUGAAAGGCAGGGAGACACGGUAUCCCACCCCUGAUGCUUUAAGGAAGGCAUAUCUUCGUAUUCCAUGCACAUGCUCCGCCGCUACAGAUAACCUUCUCCGCCAACGUCUCAACAGGACAAUCGAU